GCCACGUCCCCAUCCUGCCGUCCCCUCCCAUCUCCCAGGGACACUGUCAGGCGGGCGGCGCGUCCCCUGCGGCCCCGCUCAGUGGCCUGGGCCGGGAUGGAGACUCCGCUCAUGGAGGGCUCAGGGGAUUGUUGGGGAAUCCGUUCGGGAAAAAGCCACCAGGCCAUUCAGUGCCCAGCCGGCUUGGGGACCCCCACUGGCUGCCCUUUCGGAAGCGGGAGCUCUGGCGCUGCCCUUCCCUGGCUGUCUGGGGCCCUCUUCGCCCCCCACUCCCAGGACCCCGCCCCGCAGCCCAUGCCCAGGCCUCUGCCCCUGGCCAUGGGACUCAGGUCCCCAUGCCCCCGGCUAGAGGCAGCGGGCGGCUGGGCCAGCGGACGGGCCAGCUGGUUCCCUUCAGGGGCAGCCUUACCCCCUCUCCCGCCCCAUCUCCCCCCCCCACGGGGCUGUAACCCGAGCCGCCCAGCCGCCGCUUCCCCUCCGGAUCCUCCCCGGCGGCUCUACGGCCCCGGGUCCCCGCGCGGUGCUGCCCCAUGCAGCCCUGAGCCCCACAGCAAGUCCACCAUGGGCCGCGGGGGCCGUGUCCCCUCGGAGGCCACGGAGGCGGGCGUCGAGAGCCGCCGGCUCGGAGCCGCGCUGGCCGCGCUGUGCCUCUUCCCCGCGCUGGUGCUGCUGGCCCGGCUGGGGGCCCCGGCGGUGCCGGCCGCGAGCGCAGCGCAGGGAGACGCCGCUGCGCUGGGCCUCUCGGGGGUCCCCCCCACCCGCGUCCCGGGCUCACUGCCCCCCCGCAGACGCCGCUACACGCUGACCCCAGCCAGGCUGCGCUGGGACCACUUUAAUCUCACGUACAGGAUCCUCUCCUUCCCGCGGAACCUGCUGAGCCCGCGGGAGACCCGGCGGGCCCUGGCUGCCGCCUUCCGCAUGUGGAGCGACGUGUCCCCCUUCAGCUUUCGCGAGGUGGCCCCCGAGCAGCCCAGCGACCUCCGGAUAGGUUUCUACCCGAUCAACCACACGGACUGCCUGGUCUCCACGCUGCACCACUGCUUCGACGGCCCCACCGGGGAGCUGGCCCACGCCUUCUUCCCCCCGCACGGCGGCAUCCACUUCGACGACAGCGAGUACUGGGUCCUGGGCCCCACGCGCUACAGCUGGAAGAAAGGCGUGUGGCUCACUGACCUGGUGCACGUGGCGGCCCACGAGAUCGGCCACGCGCUGGGCCUGAUGCACUCACAGCACGGCCGGGCGCUCAUGCACCUGAACGCCACGCUGCGCGGCUGGAAGGCGCUGUCGCAGGACGAGCUGUGGGGGCUGCACCGGCUCUAUGGAUGCCUGGACCGGCUGUUCGUGUGCACGUCCUGGGCGCGGAGGGGCUUCUGCGACGCUCGCCGGCGGCUCAUGAAGAGGCUCUGCCCCAGCAGCUGCGACUUCUGCUACGAAUUCCCCUUCCCCACGGUGGCCGCCACCCCACCGCCCCCCAGGACCAAAACCAGGUUGGUGCCUGAGGGCAGGAACGUGACCUUCCGCUGUGGCCAGAAGAUUCUCCACAAGAAGGGGAAAGUCUGGUACAAGGACCAGGAGCCACUGGAGUUCUCCUACCCCGGCUACCUGGCCCUGGGCGAGGCGCACCUGAGCAUCAUUGCCAACGCCGUCAACGAGGGCACCUACACCUGUGUGGUCCGCAGGCAGCAGCGCGUGCUGAGCACCUACUCCUGGCGAGUCCGAGUGCGGGGCUGAGCCCACGUGGAGCACGGCUGAUAAAGCACUUUCUCCCUGAUGUCUCCUGCUCUUUCUUGGGAGGGUGGUGGCAGCCAGUCUGGGCAGGUGGACACACCCUGGCCCCUGACCCUCCGGAGGUGGGCGUCCUCAGGACCAGAGACCCCCUGCUUCCGCACAUAGCAGACAACAGGUACAGCCCAGGAUGGCAUGGGCUUUGCCGAGGUGGCUCCUGGGAAAGUGGGACGAGCGAAGGCCCCAGUGCCAGGGGCAGCUCAUGGGGUAGCCCAGGAAGCCUGGGUCUGUCUAGGACUUGCUCAGAGACGGGGGCGGGAGGCAACGGGGGCUUCCUGAAGGAGGCGAGAUGGGCCUCCGGGAUCCUCUGCAAGUGGGUAUGGCUGGGGUUGGUAGGACUGGCACAGGCUGCCAGGGCAAGUAGGGGCCAGGGGACCACCUUGCUGGAGCAGAGGCCCUGAGAGGUAGGAGCGCCCCUCGUGUCCCGCUAGAGCCCGGGGGGCCUGCGACUCCCCUCCCAGACAUGGUCCCAGGCCACUGAAAGGACACAGCAGCUUUCCUCCAAGAAUCCUUUUAAUACAUUUUAACACUUGUAACCACCUCGUAUAAAAACCUGCUGAAGCUGCCGGCGCACCUGGGCUGGGGCUGGGGCUGGGGCCAGGGCCUGCGUGGACGGCUGGUCUGGACACCCGAGUCGGGGCAGGAAGACACUGCUCAUCCCAACACGGACACGGGUCUCCAGCUCCGAAGAUUCCACAACUGACCCUGCCCCCACCAGCACCGUCAAAACCACGGCCCAGAGAGCCCGAUGUGUGUCGAGAGUGGGAGACGGUAUAGUGGGGGACCCUCAGACGUGCCCCCGCUCCUCCCUGGGUGCAAGUCAAGUAGACCUGAAAACACAGCUCUUUCCUCCACAACAAGGAAAAUGAUUUAAUUCUACAAAUUUACAAACCAAAAUAAAACACGGAAC
This is a messenger RNA of Saimiri boliviensis boliviensis (Bolivian squirrel monkey), 2695 nucleotides long. RefSeq names its product matrix metallopeptidase 23B (gene MMP23B). The record is from RefSeq and is a predicted model, not a curated record. NCBI's taxonomy places the organism in Eukaryota, Metazoa, Chordata, Mammalia, Primates, Cebidae. Gene Ontology annotation, molecular function: metalloendopeptidase activity; zinc ion binding. Gene Ontology annotation, biological process: proteolysis; collagen catabolic process; extracellular matrix organization. Gene Ontology annotation, cellular component: extracellular matrix.